This is a messenger RNA of Ipomoea triloba (trilobed morning glory), 819 nucleotides long. RefSeq lists its product as uncharacterized. The transcript has a single exon. NCBI's taxonomy places the organism in Eukaryota, Viridiplantae, Streptophyta, Magnoliopsida, Solanales, Convolvulaceae. The record is from RefSeq and is a predicted model, not a curated record. Bases 1 to 819 code for a protein of 272 amino acids.
AUGCUAGGAGAAAUUCAAGAGCUUCGCCACGAAACACUCUCGCCGCUCCAGACUGUUGAGAGUACUUUAGCAAAAAUCAUGGAAAUGAUCCAAGUUCAAGGAGAGACGGACGUGAACGCUGUCACACUAAGGAGCGGGAGAGCACUUCCCGAAGUUAUUCCACUACCACCACCACAACCUGUCCAAACGGAAGAACCAAGAGAGGAGAAUGAUGAAAUUUUCAACACAAGGCGAGAUGAACGAGAAAAUGAAAAAGAAAUCGGAAGGGAAGAAUCGCAGCCGCAACCUUCUCGAAAAGGAAAAGAAAUCAUGCAAGAGCCACCACCAAUGCCGAAAGCAAAGCUUCCAUUCCCUCAGAGAUUUCGAACCGACAUUGAUAACGCGAAAUAUGAUAAGUUCUUACAAAUGCUACGCCAACUGCACAUCAACAUGCCAUUAAUUGAUGCAUGGGGUGAAAUGCCGAGGUAUGCUAAAUUUCUUAAAGACCUUUUGUCUAAUAAGAGAAAACUAGUUGAAUCAGCUACCGUAGUCCUAGGAGAAGAGUGCUCCGCUAUAUUACACAAAAGUGUGCCCAUGAAGUUGAAAGAUCCGGGAAGUUUCACUAUUCCGUGUAAUAUAGGGGGGACAACCUUCAAUAGAGCCUUGGCAGAUCUAGGUGCUAGCAUUAAUCUGAUGCCUUUUGCGUUGUAUCGAAAAUUGAAUUUAGGAACUCUUAAACCUACCCGCAUGUGCAUUCAAUCAGCAGACAGGUCUACCAAAUACCCAGAGGUAUUCUGGAAGACGUGUUGGUCAGAGUCGAUAAAUUCAUUUUUCCAGUAG